Molecule: messenger RNA, 3827 nt
Organism: Phyllostomus discolor (pale spear-nosed bat)
Lineage: Eukaryota; Metazoa; Chordata; Mammalia; Chiroptera; Phyllostomidae
Gene: CEP20
Product: centrosomal protein 20
Exons: 5
Coding region: 54-620 (188 amino acids)
Biological process (GO): cilium assembly; microtubule anchoring
Cellular component (GO): ciliary basal body; centrosome; motile cilium
Molecular function (GO): protein binding
Source: RefSeq, a predicted model, not a curated record
CUAGCGGGCUGCGCGUGCGCGAGGUGGAGGCGCGCCCCUGGCGGCCGUUAAAAAUGGCGACUGUCAGCGACCUGAAGGCUGUUUUAAAGGAUACCUUGGAAAAAAGGGGAGUCUUAGGGCAUUUAAAAGCGAGAAUUCGAGCCGAAGUUUUCAAUGCCCUAGAUGAUGAAAAUGAACCCCGACCAACAUUGUCUCAUGAAAACCUUCUUAUUAAUGAAUUAAUUCGGGAGUAUUUGGAAUUCAACAAAUAUAAGUAUACAGCGUCUGUCCUCAUAGCAGAAUCUGGUCAACCUGUAGUUCCAUUGGACAGGCAAUUUCUCAUCCGUGAACUGAACGCAUUUGAAGAGUCAAAGGAUAAUACAAUACCUCUUUUAUAUGGGAUUUUAGCUCACUUCUUGCAUGGAAUUAAGGAUGGCAUCCAAAAUACAUUUCUGAAAGGAUCUUCACUUCAGCCUCCACAUCCAAAUCUUGGUAGACAACCUAGUGGAAGAAAGCAAAUGGUGCCAGAGACAUCAGAGACUCAAGUUCCAGUCAAUGAAGCUUUGGGUGCCUAUUCUGUGGAAAGCUCUGUGGAAGAUUCAGAAAUGAGGAUGACUGCUGAACCAAUAGAAGAACAGUGAUUUUGCGAAUUCUUUUUCUUGAUCAUCAAAAAUUUUCUUGGCCUCUUUGUGCAAUGACUUAUGAAUUGUUAGCCACAAACUGCAUUAUGUUCUAUUAAUAUAUUUAAGCAUUCCAUUUCCUUUUUCAACUCUAGUUUACUGUUUGAAGGACACUUAAGUUUUAUUUCACAACAUUGACAAGGUUAUGAUGUUGAAAUAAUUAUUCUUCAGAUUACAGUACCUUAUCUCUACAUAAGCUCAUCCAGCUGAAAUGUAAAACAGUAAACUUAAAUUCUCUUUUAUUUGAAAACAAGCCCAAAGCAUGCCAACAUGAAAGCACUUUUUUCAAAGUGCUGAAAAAAAUGAAGAGAGUGUGUAUAGACACAUUUACCUUUGAAAUAGUAGCCACUUCAUCUAUGCUGCUGCUAUUGGUGUUUGUUGUAUUAGAGGCAAAGUAGUUGCUAUAGAUAAAAGACCAGAUACUUUAUAAUAUACAAAAUGAUUAUUAGCUCAACUUUAUGCACAUAUGUGAAGAAGUACAUCAAUAACAUACAUUUUUUAAUAAUGCUUUUCUAGAAAACCUAAAAUGGUUGUCCUAAAGAUACUGUUUUCUUUUGUCCAGUAAAGCUGCCUAAAAUUGAGGGAGAUUGUUUUUCAUGUGUGAACCAGACCUGUAGUAGUAAUUACAUUAUUUCUGAGGAUGACCAGCUCUGAAUUAAUAAUACUGUGUGUAUAAUCAAAUUGUCUUCAGAAUUAGAAAAUCCAGUAUGUGUUUUUGGUGCUAAAAUUACAUUUCUAACAACUUGUCUAAAUUUGUAUUUUUCUCAUGUUAUAAAAAAUAUCAUUAAAAAGUGUUAUUUUUUCAGUUGUAUUAAGUGGUUCACAUUUUCUUAGGAAUUAAGUUUGUGCAUUUCAUUGUUGUCACAUUAGAUACUAAAUUUCUUCAGGUUCUUUUAAUCUAGAACACUUCUGCCUCUUUCCUUUUCCCCCACAUGACAGAAGAGAUUGAGCAGAAGUGACCAGGGCCCCUUGUUUACUAUUGUGGGGGCACAGUGGGUGGUCACAGGGCCUGUGGGCUCCUGAACUCUCAUGGAACUUUAUUGUUUUGUUUUUGGCUGAGGAACUUUUUCUACAAUUUCUUGGAGAGUUUCUGAUUUGGGCAGGAAAAUGUAAACUGUGCUAGUUUUCUUCUUGCCACAAGAGGGUGUGGCUGGGAGGCAUUUCUGAAGAAAGUUGGGUGGUUUUUUUUUUUAUUUUAAUUGAAGAGCUCUGAAAUUCCUCAAAAUGCUAAUUAAACACCCUGUCCUUUCUUGUGAAUUCCAUUUGUUGCAUGUAAUGUAAGAGAAGUUUGUAGUGCUUACCAGUGGGAUCACUCCAGGGGGUACUCUAUUAAAAAAAAAAAAUCAAGAAAAAUUUUUGAGUAAUUAGUCGCUAGUACUAAACAUUUCUGAUGUUUUUCAAUAGUGUUUAAAAAUUUGUUUUUUCAUUGUCCAAAACCAUCUAAAGAACUCAUACAAUAUUAAAUAUUAACAUCCUGAAAUAUAUAUAGCUAUGACUGCCUACCGCCUAUUUUAAUUUGGGAUAAGCAUUGACAUUCAUUUCUGUUAAUUUCAGAUGGCCACCUAAGCAAAGAGAAGGGGAAAAAUACUAAUAUUGAAAAUCUUCAUAUUUCUCAAACUGUGAAGAGAUGAUAUUUCCAUUUGAGGCAUCUUUUAUCUUAAAAUUGUAUGUAUUAAAUAACUUAUUUAUUUUCUUGUUACCAAACUGCAUCACUAAUAUUCAUACUUUGUAGAAAUUUGAGUUUCUGCAAAAUAUUUAGUCUUUCGUAUUUUACUGCAUUUGUGAAUAAAAGCGAACUCUCUCAUCUAGCUUUUUGGAUUUGACUUGAAAGAAAAUAUAUUGUUUUUAGGAAGUAUUUUAAAGGUCCUUAUAUUUAUGAGAAAUGAAAGGGUUUUGUAGUACACUAUACAUUCUUCCAAAAAUAAUCCAGAUCCUUAUAGCCAUAUCAUCUGCUCGUUAGCAUGGUACAUUAAUUAAAUUUACUUCAGGCUGGAAUUAAGUAGGUUUGUAGAAAAAUUCAUGUUUUAAAAAAAAAGAUCAAAGCCAGAAAAAAACUAAAAUUUCUAUAAAGUUAUCCUUUUCUUUAUAAUUAGCUAUUUUUCAGAUAACCAUUUAUGAUUAAAGUAUCUGAAUUACUACCGAAAUUUGAACUUUGAAACUAGGUAACAAUGUACUUUUUCUUUCCUUAGAUCAUUUUGGCUUCUACUGGAAGAUUUAAUUAAAAUGUAGAGGGGGAACUAAUUCUUUUAAUUUUGCUGUAAGUAAAACAAAGAGUUUAUUUUACUGCACGAAGAAUGUGGAAUCAGCAUGAAGAGACAGGCUUUAGGAGAAUGCUAGAAAGUACCUUUUAAAAGUUGGCAUUGUUUAACCUCCAUGUGGCCUUCAGUUAUGCAAUUAUAAGAAGAGCUAUGAAAGGACCAACCCCCUGAUUCUUUGGGCUCUGAAAGUUAUUAAAUGUCCAUUUUUAUUCUUGAGAUAGAAAAAUAGUAAGAGCCAUUGUAGUGUUAUCUCUCACGUGCUAUUUUGAUACUUAUUAAGGUAUUUUUUUAAAUGUAGAGUCUAUAGACUGAUUUCACUGAAAACUGACUGUUAAUGGUAGGCACCUGAGUGGCAGAAGCCCUAGGUGUAUUCAGAACACAACUGCAUGGGUGCCAGAACGCUGACAACAUUUAGCUUAGACUCCUCCCAUAGGGAUGGUGAUGGGCUAUAGUGAAGAGAUCCCCUUAACUAUACUUCACAAGUCAGAGGGUUUUGAGAAGCCCUGUUGGUGGGCUAAAAUUACAAUACAUAUAUGAGAGAGAGAACUAUUCCAAGGGCUUAUUUUCAUUUUCAAAUGAAAUCUGUAGUAUCUGAUUAUAAUUACUAACCCUAUUGUAUAUGGGAAUAUAAAUAUCUGAAUUUUUCUCAGAGGACUUGGUUUACAUCCAAAGAUGUUGGCAGUGGACACUAAGUUUACCUCAGGAAUUGCAAUCAUGCAGCACUAGAUUAAGAAAAAAUGCUGGAGUUUAGCAUUUUAGAUACUGAUAAAAAUGACCAAAAUAGAAACUAAACAGAAUUGUCACAUGUAGUCCACUGUAGUUUCAUAAGCGUUAUCCUAUAACUUGUUUGUACCCAGGCAACUUUUGUACUUUUGAUGUAACAUGUAAUAAAAAAACAUUAAGCAAUUCA